AUGUUGCACAAUAGUAUUUAUCUUAUAAUAAAGAGAUAAAGGUAUGAAUUUUAGCAGUUUUAAUUUCAGAACGCAACUAUAUUUUAGUAGAUAGUUGCCAGUCAUCCUUCUCGGGAGAUUAACUUUGGAGAUGAAAUAGAAAGAGUAAAUGCAACGAUAUUUGAAAUUUAUAUUAAAUUGUAGUCGUUUGAUGCAUCUGAUUUUAGCAAAUUGAAAGAAAAGGAGGUUCUUUAGCAUUUAGAAUUUUGUGAUUAUUUGAAAUCAGAUAUUUAUUUAAAUGCAGUGAUAACAAGAAUAUUAUAGAAUAACUUAAAACCUUAAAACAGCAUAGAAUUUCUAAUGCAUUGUUACAAAAAGCUGAAAGGAAGUGAGAAUUCUAUGAUUAAGUAGUAGACUGCUAGCUAUGACAUUUACUACUAAUUCUUCACUUAAAUAAUCAAUUUUAUAGCAUUAAACUUAGAUAAAUAUUAUUCCCAGUAUCAGCAAGACAUUAGAUAGUUAAAUGAAAAGAUAUAGGAUGAAAUUAUAGAUAGGUAUUUCAAGCAAAAAAUUUAGUAAAACACCCAAGUUUCACAGCUUAAAUAGAUUAUAGAUGUUUUUUUAAACAUCAAAAUUAAGUCGGAUCACCUAGAGUUGCUAAAAAUUCGCCAAAAAAAUCUGAUACAUAAAAGCUAUAAUGCUAAGAAUCACCCAAAUAUUAGCUGGAAGCUCUCAAACCUAAAGCAAAUAACAUAAAAGGAAACAGCUCAUUUUAAUUUUAAGUAAUUCAACUUACAGCUAUUUGCAAUCAGAGAAGAUUAACAGCUACAUGUACACAUGAAGCUGAUUAAUUUAAAAAGUUAAGAAAAUGUAUUAAACCUUCCAAACAGUAUUAUUACCUUCUAUUAUUCAGUAGAGAUAAAUGGUAUCAAACAAAGAUCUACUUUUAUCAUUGAUCAUUUUGUGAUUGGCAAAAAGCAAUCAAUUGCAUUGAAAACUUUUAAUUUAAAUGAAAUGAACAAGCUUGAUACUCAAGCAGUAGCCUCGAAUAGCAAAAUCGAGUUUAUAGUUUACUUGCAGUACGAUGUUAUUUAUUCUUCUUUAAUGAACUAUUCAAACCAUUACUUAGAUUAAGUAGUCUCAAGCCAUUGCUUGGCAGCACUAUCUCCAAGUGAUAUUAAAAGCCUAAUACUUUCAUAUCUAGCUCAGCCUUUAAAAUAAAAUGAAUCAGAAUACCAAAAACAACAUCUUGUUUAGGGUCUUCUUCAAAACUGGAUAAUGAGUAUUGGCAGCAAUACUAAUUAUCCAGAAGAUUAGACUAUUGAUUUAUUUAAAGACAUAGAACUCAGCUUAGAUAGCUUCUAAAAUAUUUAAAAAAUUAUGAACAACAAAAAAAUAUUUUAGCUGUCUCCAGUUAAAAAGAUAAUUGAAGAAAAAAUAAAGACUCUGUCUAUUUCUCAAUACUAAGUCAAUAUUCAAAAACCUAGACAGAAUUCAGAAGAUUUGGGAAAUGUGUCACCUAAAAGAAAUAGUCAUAUCCCUACUCCUAUGAGUUUGAGAUCUUCAAGCAAUACAUUGUAGAAUAAUUAAGAUGACAUGAUUAAAAAGUUCUAAAAUUACACUGUUUAAAAUCGAAGCGAAAUAGGAAAUAUAAAUAAUUUAAUUGAUAAUACUCCUUAGGGAAUUCAAAGUUAAGAAACAUUAGGGGGAUUUUCUAAUUAAUUUAGCAAAAGUAAAACAAAUAGAAUUUAAGAAAGCAUCAGAUAGAUCGCUUCUCCUAAACUUAUAAAUUCUUCAACAACUCGUAAUUAAGAGUAAGGAUAUAUAAAUUUAAAUCUGUAACCUUAAUCUGCCAGCAUGUCUGCUAAAAAUUAAAAUUCAUUUUAGCACUCAAGCAGCUAUAAAUUUGAUAGCAAUUCAUCAGCUAUGAAUACUCCUAUGAAAGAUUUCGAAAUUAGAUAAAUUACUCAAAAAUACCUCAACAAUAAUAACAGCAAUAGUAAUAGCUCUUCUAAACCUCCACUUACAUCAAAUACGCUAUCUCAUAAUAUUAACAAUAGCGAAACAAGCAGCUAAAAUAAUUAUGAUCUUAAAAAGCUCCUUUCUCCAACUUUAGAUAGAUCUUCUAGCUAAGGUGCUAGCAAUAAUAGUAGCUAAAUUAGAUUCCUUUCUCCACCACCCGUUUUCGACUCAAACUCCUCUAAAAAUAAUUACCAAAUGAAUGAAUAUUUUAAUACUGAGCAAAAUAAGAGGACUUAAAAGAAUUAUAUUGUUUAGAAGAGAGAAAUUUCAUUGAAUGAUACAACAUAGAAUCAAAAAAAUCAAUAGAAAGAGCAAGAUAUUAUGUCAAAGACAUCAGAAGAAACCUUUAAAUAUAGAAUAAAAUCUCCUCAACCAACUGAGUUUACUAAGAGAGACUCUGAUAUUGUUGGAAUUUAGAACCACUCUUAAGUUAGGUUAGACACCUCAAUUCAUUCUGAGAACACUACUAUUCCUUUAAAUAAAUUAAAGUCUGAAAAUGAUUUAGAUUUAUUGAAAUAAAAAUCCCCUAAAAUUACACCUAUAGUUAAUUCUAAAGGUGGACCCUCAUUCACAGGAAGUGCUGUUACAUCUCCUUUAACUAAGAAAUUUGUGCCUAACUUUAGUAGCGAGUCUAAGGGAUUUGAAAUACAGCCUUAUAGAUUGACUGAUUUUAAUGCAAAUAAUGAAAAUAAACCUGAUUUUACAAAUUUAAAUUAAAGAUAAGUAAAAGAAAGAGACUCAUCCCUUGGAGUUCAAGACUUAAAAGGGUUUUCUAUCAGCGAGUUAGAAAGCUACAAGAAUGUUGAUUCAAAAUAUGGCUCUAACACAUUUAACAGUAUUAAAAUAAAUUCAGUCUCUGAAAUACAAUCGAAUAUAUAAGAGUCAAUUAAUUCUAAAAGAAGAGAUAGCUCUGAACAGCAAAGUUCUACAUUAAAAGCCUACAGUACAAAUUAAUUAUUUUCUAAAGCUCUAAGCAACAACUCUAACAUUUAUAAUUAAUCUAAUUCAAACGGUUUCAACAAUCAAAGAAUCAGCACAUUGUAAAAUCUUUUUAGCAGUAGUAAUUUAGAUAACCCUGCUAACGGAUCUAACUCAGCAAUAUCGGAAGUACCUACUUUAUAACUAUAAAACACUAACAGUAGCAACCUUCUUUCUGCACAACUUCUGCAAGAAAGAACUUCUAGAAAAAUACAAACCCUUAACUCUCUUAAUCUAAAGUAAUUUGCAAUUUCAGAUGAAUUUAAAAUGGUUUUUGCUUGA
Tetrahymena thermophila SB210 is the source of this 3261-nucleotide messenger RNA. RefSeq lists its product as hypothetical. NCBI's taxonomy places the organism in Eukaryota, Ciliophora, Oligohymenophorea, Hymenostomatida, Tetrahymenidae. The transcript is spliced from 8 exons. The record is from RefSeq and is a predicted model, not a curated record.